AUGAAAGGAAAAAGCAGCUCGGCGAGUCCUCCAUCUGAACGAGUUGUCGUGGAGAGAAGGUUUGAAUUUUUCAAUAUUUUUUUCUAAUAUUUUUUUGUGACCUUUCAAUAUUUUUUUGAUGCUUGUCAUUAAAAUCCUGUUUUUUUGUUGAAAUCAGAAGAUUUCUUGAACUUUUUUGACCAUUUUUUUAGUAACUUGAACAUUUUUCCCAAGGAUUUUUUUGUAGUAUAUUUUUUUGGUCUUAAACUAAUUUUUUUCCUGGUUUCAGUUUGCAGUUUCUUGUCUUAAAAAUCUUUUUAUAAUCAUUACCAAUCUCCAAUUUUUGGAUUUUUAAAGUUUUGACAUGAUCGAAAUUUUCUUGAUGCUCUUUUUCAAGGAGAUUUUGCAAAAUACCCAAAAAUCAGAAUUCCGCGAGCUGUUAAAAAAGGGUUCUCCAACGAUAUAUCGCGAUAAGUAACUUUUAACAGUGACUUUUUGCGCGAACACCAAUUUUUAAACUUUUUAAACAAAUUUUCAAAUUUUGAAUGGGGAAUUUUGAACGAAAAAGUCAAGUUUGCGCUUGAAGGUCACCGUAAAAGGUUUCAUAUCGAGAUAUAUCGUUCUAGGACCCAUUUUUCUUUCGGAUUACUAAUUUCGCCUAUUUUCAACGAAAAACGUGCAAUUUUGGAAAACUCCUGACUUACUUUGAGCAUGGCACGAAUGCAUCUAUCCAUUUUUGUUUUUUCCAUGACUUUCCCGUUUCAGACUAACUUUUAAACCUCCUCAUUCUUUUUUGAAACGAUAAGAGUUUGCUAAGUCUUCGUUUUUUUUUUAGACGUCUCAAAUGAAUUUUUAGGCCAGGAACUUCGUCUGUCGAUCUUGUCGAUUCGAAUCAUUUCGAUGUGCCUGGCCCUUCUCGUUGUUCAGAAACGCCUUCAAGGUAUUAAAAAAACGAGCAGUACCUUAAAAAAACAAUAAUUAUUAGUUUUUUUAAUGGAUUCUGUUGAAACUCAAAUUUUUUGUUUCAUUUUGCAAUAUUACAAGUCCUAAUUUAUUUCUCUCUUGAUUUUUUCAGGCCAAAAAAAAAUUGAUACCCUCGAUAACUGGAAACUGCGCUCUAUUGAAAGGUUGUUCGCUAGAGCGCACUUGAUAGGAGAGAGUUAUAAAAUCACUAUUUUGAUAAUUUUCCCGGUGGUUUUUAGCUAUUUUACACCCGGAUGGUGAGGAACUCAUUUUAUUUUUUCUUAACUCUUUUUCUCCGAAAUUAAUGAAAUAAACAACUCUACGGUUUCCAACGAUAUUGAAUAUUAAUAGGAUGAUUUUUUUGGAUAUUUCAUCAUCGUUACGGAGUUAAUAAAAAGUGGGUUAAUCCAGAUGAGAAAUUUUUUCCGAGAAUAAGAAAAAAAUAAAUUAUUGAUAUUUUUGUAAGUAUUCAGGGUGUACCCGUGCUUUUUUAAGACCACUUGAGUCAGAUUCGGGCUGAACCGGGAGAAAAACGGGUUCAAGAAGUCAAAGAUGUCCCAACUGUGUUUAUUUCGAAAUAAUGAGACCCAGUGCUAAAGCGGUUUCUAAUCCGUGGUUACCAAUGCCAAAAAUUCUACUAGCUAUGCUUAUUCGGGUUUAAUACGGGCAUACCCGCUGAGAGCCCGCGUUAGCACGUCUAUUCAGCCCCCAUCAGCAUGGGAGUAGUUUCACGUGUUUUCCUCAGCGCGGCGAGUGGAUCGACGUCUCUUCUGUCGACGUCUUCGACGAGUGGAACCAGCCUCGCCAUGUGUUCAACGACGCUUUCCCCGCCGUCGCCCGGGUCGGCCAGCGCCCAGUCGACGCCUUCUUUGAGCGUUUCCACGAGGGUCGUCCACUCCACCAGCAUGCAGUUUGGUGAGUCAUUCGUUUUCUGAGCGUUUUAGCGUUUUUAUUAGAUUUUACACAGUGCAAAUGUAGAAUUCUAGGUUUUUUUGAGCUCAAUAGAGCCUCCCAAUGUUAUUAAAGUUGUGAUGGCUUAAAUAGUUUUGAACAGAUAAACUUGAAACUUUUCCACGGUUUUUUCGCAGUUUUCCGCACCAGAAGGUCACGUUUCACAAGGACAGCAGGAAAAAGGUUUCGUAAAAACUCUUUUUGGGGCUUCUGCUUUACGAAAAAACUAAUAAAAAGGUCUCGAAAAAGGUCUCGAAGCGAAUUUUAGUCAAAUUGGUAUAUGGUAUUUUUCCACAAAAAAAAGGGACAAGCUGGCGCGAAACGGUCACGUUUUAAAAGCACAUCAGGAAAGAAAGCUUCCCUUACCACAGCUUUUCAUGCAUUUCUGCUCUAAAAAACUGCAAAAAAAAGGCUGCGAAAAACAUAGACCUUGAAGUGAAGUUUGGUCAUAUUUGAGAUAAUUUUUUUGCACGAGAAAAGGGACUGACUCUAAAUUUCAUCUUUCUGCUUCAAAAGUUUGGAAAAAUAAUUUUCUUCAAACCUUUUCAAAGCUUUAUUGCAAAGUUAUCAGAGUUUUUUUCUUGAGUACGAGAUAAAAAAAUUAUCUUUCUGCGAUUUUCAGAGUUCUUUUUGGUCCCCCGUUUCAAGGUGAAAUCAAGUAGUAUUUUUUUUUCUUGCUGUGAUGAGAUGACUCUUCACACAAUAAAAAAAUUUUUUUAAAUUUCAUUGUCAUUGGAAAAAAAUUGUUAUUCUCUAAGUGUACCGAGUACUGUUUUUUUAGGAAAAGUUUUUUGAACAUCUAGAUAAUUUUAACGUAAAAUAAAAAGGGUUUUUCACUGUAAAAUUUUUCGAUUUAGAUUGUUUUUUUCCUCUGAAAGUAAAUAGAUAAUUCUCAUAAAGAGUAUAUAAUUGGCAGGUUCCACGAUAACAGCGCCAAAAUCCCCGAAAACGACACGUCUCGUACAUGCGAUUCCGCACAAAUGGCAUCGGUCGACAAAGUUCCGAUUCAGUGGAGACGCAGGUACUUGAAUCGGAAAACGUUUCAAAAUGAGUGAUCCUAUUCAGUUUGUCAUUUUUGUCAACGUCCGCUGGGAUUCGGGUUCUUGAACGCGUGGGAGAAGUGUCGGUCUUGCAGGUAUAGUUAUUCAUUUUUUGACGCGGAAAAACUAGAAGUAAAAAAAUCAGCAUGCUUGAAAAGGUGAUGAAAAGAUGAAAAAGCGUUAAAAUAAUUUUUAUAAAAAAAUGGCUGGUUUUAUUUAUUUUUUUAGUAAUUAAGGCACCAAUUUAAAAAAACUUUGAUUUUAAUUUUUUUAUGGGUUUAAACUUUGUUUUGGACCGCUACAAGCAUUUUGCAAAAAGUGUAUUUUCAAAUGUUUAACUUUAGUACGAAAUGAAUUUUCUUUUCGGAUCAGGUUUUAUCCACUGGAAUAAAGGGAUAAGAUUCCAUUUUUGAAACAAAGUUGAAAAAGGAACGUCAUUCACUUUUUGAAAUCUGAGUGCUCUUUUUUUCUUUUUUUGAGAGCUCCCAAAAAGUGAAUUUUGUUCGAUAAUGAUUAUAUUUCAAAAUGGGAAGUUCAAAAACUUCUUCAAAAACAUAUUUUCAAAACUUGAAUUUCAAAAUAGAAUACGAAAUUUUCUUGCUCGAGUUCUAAAAGAAUAGAUGAAAUAAAUAGCCUUGAUUUUUUUUUCAGAACACUUUCUCGAAAAAAUCGAAAAAAGGUUUGUCGCCUAGUAAUGAAUAUAUUUUGAGAUGGAAAGUUCACACGCAGUGCAAAAGUCGGGUCGGCGAUUCUUGUGGCCUGACACCGGAACAUUUGAGAUUUCUGUUCGACAAACUCAUCAAGGAGAACAACGGGGUUCGUCUUAAUUAAUUCUUCCGUUUGUCUUUUUUCCCGCCAAUAGAGGACGUCUAUCAUUGCACUGCUUUCUGUUUAGAAUUUUUUUCAGUUUUAUUUAUUUAAUUUGCCAUUUUUGAUUUGAUUCCUUUCAUAACGUGAUUAAAAUCAGAUUAAAAUGUAAUACAGUGGGAAAUUAUUUCCCGUCAUUUUCCUGAAGAUAGAUUUCAGAUUUUCGGAGUUGAUUUUUGAAAAUUAUUCAGGAAAGAGUCGUUGGAAACAGUUUUGAAAAGUUUUAGGCGAUUUUUUUUUAGCGAAUUCUCAAAAUUUUCACAAGAAAAGAAAGUAUCAAUAGUAGAAAGUUGCUUUGUGGGAGUCCUAAUGAAGAAACUGAACGAAAUUGUUUCGAACUAAUCAAAAAAAUGAAUUCCUAAUGACGCGCGAUGAAUGAAGGGAAGAAAAAUUCUCGCGAGACUCUUUUUUUCAUAUAUGUCUUCUUGCGGGAUUUUUUUCCUUUAUCGUCAAAGGUUUCUCUGCCAAAAAAUUAUUAAAGGGAUUUAUCAAAUAUUGGUGAUCUUUUAUAAUGAAAUGAAAUGAAAAUGAAAAAGCUGAAAUCUUGAUCUUUUGAAAAUAAAAUACAAAGCGGAUACAAUAAACUUUGAAAAAAAUUCAAAAGAAAAAUCGAAAAAUUUCCAUUGAUGACUCGAUUUUUAUGAUCCAAAACACUAUUUUUAACACAAAAAUAAAAAAAAAUCUCAUUGUUUCCCUAGAAAUCCUCAAAAAGAUGUGUAAAACUCAGUUUCAGGCAGUAAUUGAUUUUCAUUAAUACUUCACAGUUUUCAAUACUAUGAAUUCCAGAAUUGUUUUUUCAUCAAGAGAAGAAAGUUCUUAGAGUAUCAACCUGAUUUCAAGAAAUUAACGCUCAAAGCCCCAAAUCAGCCUGUUUUAACGGAUUUCGACAUUUCCCCAGGAUUUGGUGUGUCUUUUCUCAAAAACUAGGAAUUUUCGAGAGUUGAGACUUUCAGAAUCUUCAUCUGGUACAUCAAAGACUGUUCUGCGCGAUUUAUAGGUUAUCAACGGCAGAAUUUAUUGAUCUUCCUUGUUAACAAAAUCCUUCUAAUAUUUAUCACUGAGUUUCAUCUUUCCAGGGAAUGUGGGGAGAUCCUCAGUCGGCGGCGCCGUUGCCCAGCUCGAGGUCGAUGAACGAGACGGCGUUCCAGUACCCGGACGCCUCCAUCGACUCGUCUUCCUCCACCAACAGCUCCGCUCCUUCGACCCCCGCCUUGCCUCUGGGUUAGCUCCAAUCAAAUCAAAUUUGCUGGAGGAACGAGAACACGAGCUCUUUUUAACCUCAUUUUUCGGAAAAUAACUCGUUUAUGCUUGCGAAACGAGUUGUAGUGCAAGAGAAUUUGAUUGGAAAAGAUCCAAAAUCGAUCAUAUUUUCGAGGCGUCACUUUUAUGAGUUGUUCUCGAGUCCUUUUGUUCGAAUCUAAAUCAGAAAAGCUCUUGUCAAUUUUUGUACAUGAUUGGAUUUUGAGAAAUUCAAAAUAGCGGUCAGAGAGUGAAAAAUAUAACUACAUUUUUAGCGAGUCAGGUAUAAUUUUGCAAUUACUUCGAACACAAGAUGAAGACGGAUUUUUGAACCUUUUUCUCGUUUCUUUUUUUCCAAGACAGUUCUUUAGAACUGUAUAUGACACCUUUGGCUUUAGAAAGACAUUUUCGAUACCAAAUUCUAGAAAUAUAUAUGAUUUCGAGAUUAUAUACCUUCAAAAAUAGCGUUUUGUUGCUUCGUAUGUACUUUACAAGCUGGGUGGAAAAUUUGAAUGUUCUAUAGUCCGUUCAGAUUUUGAAUGUCAAGUAGAAUGACGUCAUUCGAAAAUGAUCUGUGGAUGGCUCGCUCUCUGAUUGGUUUAUCGAAUCAUUAGGGGCGGAGCUUGAGCGACGACUUGACAUUUUGAAUCUGAACAGACUUAAUUCAAAGCAAAAAAAAACCAAUCGGAGUUUAAAAAUGAAUAUUUUUUUGUUGGAAUCGUUUCGCGUAGUAAUUAUUUUUUUGCGGAAGUUUAUUUUUUUCAUUUUCACAAAGAUCUCCUUUUACAAGUUUCGAAACUAUGAAUCAAUUUUUUUGCUCAGGAUUCAGUAAAAAAUUCUUACCAGUCUUUUUUGGAAUUUACUUAUUUGGGAGGUUCAAUUGUACCUUCCUUCUAAUAAUAACUAUCUUAAUCUGUUUUUUUUUUCAAAGGUUUUUGAUCCUUGUUUCGGAAAUUUAAAGAUAUCCAAAGGAAUAUUUGAUUAAUAGACUAGUGAAAAAAGAAUAGAUUUAUUUUGGAGUUUUUCUAUUUUUAGGUGUGGCCAGCAGUCCCUACAAUCCCUUGACGGCUCCAUAUCGAACCGACAAUCGCAAGUUUUUCUUCCCCGAUGCGUCGGGAGAACAACUCAACAUCCUUCCUACUGUUGUCAUAAGGUUCCUCUGAAAAUAUCAGAAUCUAACCAGUAAUUCUUGAUUUUGCAGUGCGGGUGAAACGGCGGGCGACAUGGCCGCCAUCGAAGACGCGGGUGAAGGAAGGAUCGGCGAGGGAAGUGAAGGAACUUUGAUCCUUGUGGAUUCUUCUGGAAGCGGGGUAAGUGAAGGGCGGGAUUUGUGGAGAGAAAAAUAUUGAAUUAUCUUUUUUGUGAAAUCAAAUAUAAGAUGAUUUUCAGACGGACAGUGGUGAUGCCAAUUCAAAAUCGCCGGAUCUUAGAACGGGCCAUAAUUGGGACCGAAACACCUGGAAUAUGAGCACCAUCCGAGGUCCUAAUGCUCAGGUUUCAUUGGAAAAAGGAUUAACCAUAAAUUUCCCCAAUUUUCAGGCCAGUUGGAACGAAGUCACGAUUCCUUUUCAAAAGAUUGAACUCAACAAGAAAAUUGGCAAUGGUCGAUUUGGAGAGGUUUUUCAAUUUUUCAAUUGAAAUUUAAGAUAAUGACAUUUUUAAAGGUUCUGCAAGGCUAUUAUUUUGGCGACGUUGCUGUGAAAAUGCUUGAUAUGGACCAUAUCGAGGAGAAUAAACGGCUGGACGAGUUCAAGACCGAAGUUUCCGGUCACAAGGUUUGUUUCAGUAGAAAAAUUAUAAAAAGGGGUAAAAAAUUAGUUUUAAUCAAGGGAGGUUCACAUUUUAUUUCACUUAAAUUCCUUUUUUGAACGUAAUUUUUCGGUUUCGUUUCACAUUUAAAUUCUGUUUUUCGAGAUUAUAAUGUUUCUUCAUUUCCAUGUGAAAAAAUGUUUUGAUAACAUACGUUUUCUCUCAAUAUUUUCGUCAAGUCGUUUGGCGAAUUUUGCGAAUCGUUGAAUGUGUUAUAUACUUACUUCUCCCCCAUAUUUAUGUUUUAAGACCUCUCAAAGUCAAUUUUCAGAACACUCGACACGACAACAUCGUACUGUUCCUCGGCUUCUGCAUCGACGAUGGAAAUUUCGGGAUCGUGAUGAGUUUGUGUCGUGGGCGGAGUCUUUUUUCCCUGAUCCAUGAACAUCGGGAACGGAUCGACAUGGCCACCGUGCUGUCGAUCGCCCAGCAGAUUUGUCAGGUUUGAUUUUUUCUGGAAAAAGAAGGAAACGUUUUUCUUAUGAAGCGGCCUACUACCGUUCUAGGGAAGUACGAAAAGCUAUAUAAAAUCUUUUUCCUCAAGCACCGGGUGUUCCUUCUCUAUUUUUUUCGUUUUUUUUAUUCAUUCAAGCUAAUUUUUGAUUUAUUUAAAUCUAGAUUCCAAGUAAUGACUUCAGUUUUGCAGCUUCAUACAACAUUCCUUGAAGAGGAAGCCAAAGCCUUAGAAACACAAGCAAAAUGAUUAUUUAAUAACAAAAUGUUUAGAUAAAAAAAUCACUGACAGAGAAAAAAAUAAGAAAGGAGGUACUUGAAAGAGUUCAGAUUUAAAGGUGGAGUUCAAAAAUUUUUUUCAUAUUUUUUUCAAGUUUCCUAAUGAAAAAAAUAAAUGAAUGAAAUCACUCGAACUUUUUAUUUUUUUCCAAAGAAAUCUCUUAUUUGCGAAGAAUUUAUUAACUUCAGCUUUCGUAAAAUGAGAAGUUUCUUUUUAACCAGCCUUUUUUCAAAUUUAAAAACGCAUCAUUCCAGGGCGUCUCUUACCUUCACACCAAGAAGAUCCUCCAUAAAGAUCUUCGAUCUAAAAACGUCUUCCUUGAGAGCAAAAACAAAGUAGUCAUCACGGACUUUGGCAUUUUCAGUAUGAAACGGCUGAGAGUCCCUAAAGUGUGAGUGAAGACUCCAAAAAAGGAAUAUUCACUCAGAAAAUUCCAGUCAACACGGUUUCAUGGUCCCCUCGUUUUGGUUGAGUUACCUGGCGCCGGAGUUGGUCCGAGCCAUCACACCGCAAUUCGAUGAAUUGCCCUUUUCGGAGAGUUCUGACGUCUUUUCUUUUGGGUGAGUUUUGAAAGGGAAUGGCUGUUCAAUGUCGCAAAUUCAUUACGAAAAAGGAAGAAGUUUAACGUUUAUUUCUCAAAAAAAUAUUUGAAAUCAAAAAUUGAGUGUUUUUGCCCUAUUUUUGGAUUUUUUUUUUUCAAAUUUAUGUUUCUUGUUAUCAUACUGUAUGACCAAGCAGAUAACUAGUUAAAUAUCAUAAUUUCAAAAAUAUAUUGCUCCGUGAGUUCUACACGACUUCCAGUUUAGAUAUUAUUGUCGAAAAGGAAGAUUCAUCAUUUUAAGCCAACAAUAUCAAGCCUUAAAGAACGCUAUUAAAUUGGAUUUUGAUAAGAAAUUUUUGUAAAAAACUUGAAACUGUCGCAUUUUUAUCAAUUUCCAUUACGUCGCUUUGGCGGUGAAAAAUACGAAUUUUUUUCUCGUUUUUUGUUUUAUUUUCGAUUUAUCUGAGUUUCCAACACGGAAGUAAAUCAACAAGUAGCUUUUAAAAUGAAUAAUCGUUUAAAAUUUGAAUUUUUUCUAGUUCUUAAAGGCUCUAUGGUUAUCGAAUAUCCCUUUUUUAGAACGAUUUGGUACGAAUUGGUGACGGGAAGCCUUCCCAUGCAAAAGGAACCCUGGCAAAGAACCCUUUGGAUGGUCGGCCAGGGACUGAAAGCCGCGUUUCGGAACGUUGACAUUCCUCGCGAUAUGAAGGUUUGUUGGGAAGACUGAAAGAGGUUCUUGGUCGCAAUUGGAAUGACUCGGUUUGUUUCCAAAAAACGUCGGACUAGAAAUGGGUUGCCGGAAAAUAUUAUUGCUAGCUGCAAGAUUUCAAGUCUGAUGUAAGUUUUCAUGCGACCGCAACGCUUUGAGCCAUUCCAAAUGCGGCCACGGCUUUUAAAAGGGAGAAUAAUUUUCAUUUUAAUCUUUGAAUUAUUUUUUAUCAAUGAAUACGAAAAAUAUAGUUAACUUUGAAACUCGUUUUGCGUUUUCCAAUCCGAUUUUGAACCUUCAAUUUUUGUCAGAAAUCUGAUACUAUCAUUUCUGAGGUUUUAAAAAUAACUGUGAAUUUUUCUCAUUUCAGGACAUCAUUUCUCGAUGCUGCAACGCAAAAUCAACGGAACGGCCCUCGUUCAGCGACAUCCAGAACCUUUUGGCGACUUUUCCGAAGCCCCGCGUCGACCGAAGUCCUUCCUUCCCGAUGUUACGAAGUCACGAGUCCAAAUUUUGA
Caenorhabditis auriculariae is the source of this 9348-nucleotide messenger RNA. The record is from the annotation of a GenBank genome assembly. Lineage: Eukaryota; Metazoa; Nematoda; Chromadorea; Rhabditida; Rhabditidae.